UAUGUAAUGUUCCACAUUGAAAUGAAUUGAUUCAAGUGGAGUGACUUCCAUGGAUGAUUUCUUGAAGGAUUUCUUCCCAAAAGUGUACAAAAGGAAGCAAGAACAUCUCAAGGAGACAAAUUAUUGUAAAUAUGACAACCAGAUUCUGACACUCUUUACAUCCUCUCUCUACUUCGCUGGCCUUAUUUCAACCUUUGGAGCCUCAUGGAUGACCAGAGCUAAAGGGAGGACAGUAAGCAUCCUCUUCGGCUCGGUGAGCUUCUUCAUUGGUGCGGUCUUGAAUGCAUUUGCUGUCCAUAUUUCAAUGCUCAUAAUAGGCCGAAUUAUGCUUGGUGUAGGCAUUGGAUUUGGCAACCAGGCAGUUCCUCUUUACCUUUCAGAAACGGCACCUCCAAGUAUCCGUGGAGCAGUUAACCAACUAUUUCAAUUAACUACCUGCCUAGGAAUUUUUGUAGCAAAUGUCAUAAACUACUUCACUGACAAACUCCAUCCAUGGGGGUGGAGACUCUCUCUUGGUCUAGCUACUGUCCCAGCAAUUCUAAUGUUCAUUGGGGGCAUUUUCCUUCCCGAGACUCCAAACAGCCUUGUAGAACAAGGGCGAUUAGAUGAAGGAAGAAGAAAUUUAGAAAGAAUUAGAGGCACCUCUAAUGUAGAUGCAGAGUUCGAGGAUCUUAAAGAUGCAAGUGAAGCAGCACGGGCCAUAGAACACCCCUUCAGAAACCUUCUCCAGAGAAAGAACCGCCCACAACUGGUGAUAGGAGCCUUUGGCAUCCCAGCCUUCCAGCAGCUUACCGGCAUGAAUUCAAUACUCUUCUAUGCUCCUGUGAUCUUCCAGAGCUUGGGUAUGGGGUCAGGCACAGCUUUGUAUUCAUCCAUGAUAACCAGUGGAGCGCUUGUUAUUGCAACCUUUGUCUCAAUGCACCAGGUUGAUAGGCGUGGCAGGAGGUUUCUCUUCUUGGAAGCUGGUGUCCAAAUGAUGGUCUCCAUGCUGGUCGCGGCAAUUAUUCUAGCACUGAAGUUUGGACAUGGAGAAGCCCUCCCAAAAAUAGAUGCCAUCAUCGUUGUGAUCAUGGUUUGUUUGUUUGUAUUGGCUUAUGGGUGGUCAUGGGGUCCUCUCGGGUGGCUAGUUCCAAGCGAGCUUUUCUCGCUGGAGACAAGAUCAGCUGGACAGAGUAUGGUUGUCUGUGUUAACCUCUUCUUCACUGCUUUGGUUGCCCAGUGUUUCCUUGUAGCUCUCUGCCACCUCCGAUAUGGUAUAUUCUUGCUGUUCGUGUGCUUGAUUUUCAUCAUGAGCUGCUUCGUUUACUUGCUUCUGCCAGAAACGAAGCAAGUUCCGAUAGAAGAGGUAAGUUUACUGUUCCAGAACCAUGUUCUGGAAGAACAUUAUUGGUAGACCCAGUGAUGAGAAUUCAGUAUAAUAGCUGCUUAAAAGAUCCACACAAAAAAAAAAUUGUAAAAAGAGAAAAGGUCCGUUAGAUUAGUAUUUAUUAAUGCUUUUUUAAUUCAAUGGGUAGAUUAGAAUUAAUAUGACAAAUUAUUUCUCAGAUGGAUGCUUAGUUAUCUUUUAGUUUUAAUGCAAGUAUCAAUCUGUGAAUUUCCAAAACAAGACUACUGCACUUCAAUUGAAUUGAAUGUUUUAAGAAGGGGCUCAAACCCAAACCCAAACCCAAGCUUCUCAUUUUGAAAUGUGAGGCGCCAGUGAUCCUCAAGGAGUUUAAGGCAGGGGUUUCUGCAGCAAAUCGGCAAUGGAACAGGGAAAGCGUUUACUAUUUGCAGCUAGAUAAGCAUCUUAUGCGCAUAAAAUAAAUCAACAAAUUUAACAUAUUUGAGUGUGGCCUCUGGUCAACAUGCUGAAUGUGUUCUUACUGACAAUAUUCUUUCAUGAAACCAAAAAAUAUAAAAUAAAACCAUCAUCUAAAUAGACAGGCAGACAGCUACAACUAAAUAACAAGCCCAU
Nelumbo nucifera (sacred lotus) is the source of this 1957-nucleotide messenger RNA. RefSeq names its product sugar transport protein 14-like. Gene Ontology annotation, molecular function: monosaccharide transmembrane transporter activity. The record is from RefSeq and is a predicted model, not a curated record. Gene Ontology annotation, cellular component: membrane. NCBI's taxonomy places the organism in Eukaryota, Viridiplantae, Streptophyta, Magnoliopsida, Proteales, Nelumbonaceae. Gene Ontology annotation, biological process: monosaccharide transmembrane transport.